Molecule: messenger RNA, 852 nt
Organism: Ochlerotatus camptorhynchus
Lineage: Eukaryota; Metazoa; Arthropoda; Insecta; Diptera; Culicidae
Exons: 3
Coding region: 1-852 (283 amino acids)
Source: RefSeq, a predicted model, not a curated record
AUGGCGUCAAACGAAGGAAGCAGUAAGACAUGGACGGCAGACGAAACGUACCGAUUGAUUAGAGCUUUCAGGAAGCAUCCCGCUCUCUGGAAGAAAGAAAAUAGUGAGUACAAAAACAAACCGUUCCGAGCCGGCAUACUGGAGCAGCUAGCCAUCGAGUUCCGCACCAAUGCAGAAGCGAUCAAAGAGAAACUACGCUCGCUGCGCACAAUCUACGGGCAAAACCUGAAGAAGCAUGCGAAAACCGAUGGCACUCCGAAAUGGGAAUUUUUCGGUGCUUUGUCUUUUCUCAAGGGUGAAAUGAGUGGCGAUUCUGCCGAUAUGAUAACUGACCUAUCAAUGAAAGCAGACGAGAACAGUACCGAUUCUACCGCAGACCGUAUUGAAGAUGUUCCCAUUCAAUGUCAAUCACAUGAACCAGCGAUAAGCAUUAAACGAAUGCGAACUCAGAGUCCGGUAUCCAAGCAUCAAAAUAAGGACAAUCACGUCAAAGCUACGAAUCUACCUUUAUUGGACUUACAAUCCGGUCGCAACCGACCUUUCGGAGACUACGUAGCGCUCUCGCUCGAUCUGAUGAAAAACGCCCUAAUUGAGGAAAAGGUUAAGCUUCAAAUUCAAUUGCUCCUGUCGGAAGCGCUCACUGAAACGGCCACCAGUGCACUCUCGCAGCUACCGUCCCCAUCCCAAACCCCCGCAUAUGCCCAGUCUGCUUUGGUGCGGGCUUUCCGUCCCUCGGUAGAACAAAAGUGGCGUCCGGAUGACCCUUUGGAAUUCCAACCUUACGAAGACGGGCAGGAACUUCCUCGCAUGUCUCUGAUGCCACGAACCUCCAGUCUGGAUUCAUUUCAGUGA